Messenger RNA from Frankliniella occidentalis (western flower thrips), 3122 nucleotides. It is a transcript of the gene wap, whose product is annotated as DDB1- and CUL4-associated factor 7. Lineage: Eukaryota; Metazoa; Arthropoda; Insecta; Thysanoptera; Thripidae. The coding region runs from base 331 to 1371 and encodes 346 amino acids. The transcript has 9 exons. Gene Ontology annotation, cellular component: nucleus. Gene Ontology annotation, molecular function: protein binding. The record is from RefSeq and is a predicted model, not a curated record.
GUAGGCGAAACAACAAAAACAAGCGUUGGAUUUUCGGACUUGUGUUUAUCGUCUGUCCUUUCUUUCAGCGGUCUUAUCCGUUUCAUUUAUAACUUAAACUCUAACUUUUGUCAGAACAAUACCAAAUAGCUAGCCAUUUACCUAUUAUUAUUCUUUUGAGAAUAUCCGCAAGACUAGUGGCGAAAAUUGUAGAUCUCUGUUUGCUCCAUUGAAAAUGGCUUGUAGUAAUAACCUCACCCUUCGGCCCCUGCAUUAAAGUUCUCGCACCCGGCCAAAUGAUUCGCUGCCCCUUUUAAAAUAUCUGGACUGUCAGGAAACUAAAACCUAAAUAUGGCGGUCCAUGGAACAACACCUAAGCGUAAAGAGAUUUACAAGUAUGAAGCUCCAUGGCCACUCUACAGUAUGAAUUGGUCAGUGCGUCCAGACAAACGCUACAGGCUUGCUCUUGGUAGCUUUGUAGAAGAAUAUAAUAACAAAGUUCAAAUUGUGUCUCUUGAUGAGGAUACUUCAGAUAUUAGUGCGAAAAGCACUUUUGAUCAUCCCUACCCCACUACAAAGAUUAUGUGGAUUCCAGAUAGUAAAGGUGUAUUUACUGAUCUAUUAGCAACCAGUGGUGACUACCUAAGGGUAUGGCGGGCAGGGGAGCCAGAGACUCGCCUAGAAUGUGUUCUGAAUAAUAACAAGAACUCAGAUUUUUGUGCUCCCCUUACUUCAUUUGAUUGGAAUGAAGUAGACCCAAAUUUAAUAGGAACUUCCAGUAUUGAUACCACGUGUACAAUAUGGGGUCUGGAGACUGGGCAGAUGGUUGGAAGAGUUCAGAUGGUAACGGGUCAUGUGAAAACGCAACUAAUUGCCCAUGAUAAGGAGGUGUAUGAUAUUGCAUUCAGUCGAGCUGGAGGUGGAAGAGAUAUGUUUGCCUCUGUUGGUGCUGAUGGUUCUGUGAGAAUGUUUGAUUUGAGGCAUUUGGAGCACUCCACAAUCAUAUAUGAGGAUCCUGCUCAUACACCAUUGCUGCGUCUCGCAUGGAACAAACAAGACCCAAACUAUCUAGCUACUGUUGCCAUGGAUGCUUGUGAGGUCAUUAUCCUUGAUGUGCGUGUACCGUGUACUCCAGUCGCUCGCUUAAACAACCAUCGUGCCUGUGUAAAUGGUAUUGCCUGGGCCCCACAUUCAUCCUGUCACAUUUGUACUGCUGGUGAUGAUCAUCAAGCACUUAUUUGGGACAUUCAACAAAUGCCAAGAGCUAUUGAAGAUCCUAUUCUUGCUUACACUGCUGCUGAAGGUGAAAUAAAUCAAAUCCAAUGGGGAGCUACACAACCAGAUUGGAUUGCAAUUUGUUACAACAAAGCUCUGGAAAUUUUGAGAGUGUAGAAUUGCAAAAGAUUUAGUUGUUUGGUUUUUAUUUUCUAUUUUUAUUUAGCUAACAUUGAUGUGUGAACUGGGAUUGAAAUCCGAUUUUGCAAGAAGUACUCAUUCUGCAGUCAUUCUACUCUUCUUACCAUUGCCUUAGAGAUUUUCAAGACUUACUAGUGUAUCUCUAAUUACUGAAACUUCAAUUAGAAAUGCCACUGACUCAGAAUUCUUACAAUUUUGUUUUACUUAUUAUUUUCAAGUUGGUAUGUAGCAGAAAUAUUUUAAUUCACAUCCAAUGCUCAGAAAUGACCAUUCAUACUCCUCUCCUGGAACAUCAUCUAAAGAAUUGAUUUGUCUCUUGUUUCUUGUUUUAUGCUCUCAACUAUUUUUAUUCUAUUUUCAUUUGUUGUAUGGUUAUGUGAAUUUUAUCCGGCUAAUGUUGAUUGACAUCAAUUGCCUGAAUUCAGCAGAGACGAGCUAAAGUGAACUUUAGCCAGAGGGCUGCUGCUAAUUUUAAAGAGGUCAGCAUAGUGGACUUUAACUGUAACAUACAUUAUUUUGCCGAUGACUUUUAUUAAUUCUGCUGAAAGGUUUCCCUUUAUUCUAUAAAGCUCAUGUUGUUGUUUUCAUACAUUUUUAAUUGUAUAUCUUGACUUGUUACCUGUUAAAACAACUUCCUAGCCAUCUUUUUUCCUCUUUUUUCUGACUGAAAAGCAAGCAGACUCUUUAUGUACAUUGUGUUCCCGUUUAUUUGUGAUGUUUUCAAUUUUUUUUUUUGUAUAUACUGUAUUUGUGUAAGUGGACUCUGCCUAAAGCAUUGAAAUGGAAAAGUUUUAACUUAAAGUGUGUAUAUUUUCUUCAUUGUCCAAAACGUAUGUAAUCUCAAUCUCCUAUGCUGAUGAUGAGUCUGUAUUAUUUAUUGGUGUAUAUUUAUGUUCUACAGUAUCUGAUUUUUUUAAAUAUAGAUAUUUUUUUUCUUUGUAAGAUAUUUUCCAGAUGACCCUGUAACUACACAAUUUCAUAUUGUGGAAAAACUUGUGACAGUGUGGAGACUCAACAGUGUGAAGUGUUCCUCCCUCUUAAUAAGUAAAGAUGUCCUCUACUUAUUUAGUCGCUCACUUAGCAUCCUUUAAUUUUCUUUUUGUUCGACUGUCUGAUCUAGUUUAUUCCAUUUGCCUAAGCCGCUGAAAUUGUCUAGUAUCUUAACUGAAUGUUAAGUCUUGACAGCGCCUAAACUGCUUUUUGUCAAAGAGGUCCAAACUUCUGUUUCACUGUUGAAAUACUAUUUCAUUUUCUUUUUCUCUUCCCUCUUUCUUCAUUUGAAAUAAAAUCUUUUGUCAUGUUGAUAAUGAGUAUUGUGGAUACUUUCUAAAUUUAAAAUGUUGUUUUAACUUUAACAUCACAUAGUAUGCUGUAAGAUAACUUGCUAAGUGCGCGUAAGUCUGUUUUGAUUUUCCCCAUAAUUAUUUUGUAUAAACUUCUAAAAGGUCAUAUUAACUCAUUGUUCAGGACAUUCCUAUUGGAAAUUGUUUUUUGUGUGUGUGUGUGUGUGGAUCGGAAAUGCGCAGCUUUACACUACUUUGAGCAGUCCAGCAGUCCACUCAACUUCCAGAAUUUGUUCUUUGGUUCUUAAGUAUCUUAUAUCUUCAAUUUUCAUUGUUCAUUCAAUGUUUCAAUGUCUACCGUCUUUACCGUGUUUCCUGAUACCUGAUCAAUAUAAAUUCCAGAAAAUAUACACUGCACAAAUAAAUUUUCAUUCAAUGAGAUUA